Messenger RNA from Candidula unifasciata, 453 nucleotides. The record is from the annotation of a GenBank genome assembly. Lineage: Eukaryota; Metazoa; Mollusca; Gastropoda; Stylommatophora; Geomitridae.
AUGGGUUGUGAGAGUGUAUACAUUGUUUGGAGAGGGAUGGAGGAGGAUCACUCACAUAUAUCCACAGAUCACUCACAUAUACCCAUAGAUCACUCAAAUAAAUCCACAGAUCACUCACAUAUACCUAUAGAUCACUCACAUUUAUCUACGUCAAGACAAAGAAAGCACAUCAUAGAUAUCAGAUACAGCCAGACCCAUUUAAAUACGAUAGGAGAAGGGAAACAACGAACAAUUAUCCUUAAAGGCGCAGUGAGAAAUAUUACCAAUCUGGAUCUCAUCCAACCUGCCUGUUAUGUUUUCUCCCCUUCUGAAUCGUUUGGUAUACAGAAGCUGCCUAUCUACAUCAACAUUGUCAGAGAUCCUCUGGACCGGUUGAUAUCUUACUAUUACUUUGUUAGAUACGGCGAUGAUUUCCGGCCCUUCCUUAGGAGGAGGAGAUCUGGGGAUCACGAG